Nannospalax galili (Upper Galilee mountains blind mole rat) is the source of this 5958-nucleotide messenger RNA. RefSeq names its product mucin-19-like. Gene Ontology annotation, cellular component: extracellular matrix. NCBI's taxonomy places the organism in Eukaryota, Metazoa, Chordata, Mammalia, Rodentia, Spalacidae. The transcript is spliced from 51 exons. The record is from RefSeq and is a predicted model, not a curated record.
AUGGAUGCCGUAUCUCAAACAUUUAGCAGUUAUAAAUGUGACUCAAGUUCUUCUGAAAACAGCUCAUCUGAACCAUCUAGUACUCCAGAGAAAAGAUCUCACAUUCCAGAGGCAACUCCAACAUACUCAGAAACAAGUGAAGUCUUUGGUGAAGCUGCUACAUGGGGCAAGGGAGUAUACAAAGCUUUCAACGGCCGCAUCUUUUCCUUUGAGUCUUCGUGCGCAUACACUUUCUGCCGUGACUGUGCCGACUCAGGAGGAGACUUCAACAUUGAGAUCAAAAGGAACAAUGACAGCGAGAUUGAGGAAAUAAAAGUUCUGAUCGACAAUGUUGACAUCUCUAUUUCGGGCAAUGAUAUUUUAGUUAAUGGAGAAAGGGUACAGAUGCCUUACAGUAAUAAAAUGGUUCACAUUAAGAAACAAGGAGAACACAAUGUUUUGAACAGCCAUAGAAGAACCUUGUCUUUAAUGUGGGGCAAAAAGAAGCUCUCACUCACUCUUCAUAGCCAUUAUGAAACUUGUGGCCUUUGUGGAAACUUCAACACCACUCCAGGUCAAGAUAUUAAUGAGCACAUUGCCAAUAGUAAAAUUCCUGGUGACUGUCCCAGUGCUCUUAGGAAGAACACUGAAGUGUGUGAAGAUGGAUUCCAGUCCUGCAAUAAAAUGAUUGCAACCUAUUUUGAGAAAUGUGGAAAAGUUUCUCCACUGGCCAGUGAGUACAAAGCACUCUGCGUCGAUGAGUACUGCAGAAACAAAGGCAAGAUGUUGGCCUGCAACACCUACUCAGAGCUGUCCCGCCUGUGCACUGCUGAUGGUCCUGGCAUCUUUGAACACUGGCGAGAUGAUUUGGAUGUGGUUUGUGAAAAGCCUAAAUGUCCAGCAAAACAUAUCUACAAAGAAUGUGGACCCUCCAACCCUCCAACUUGUUCUAAUGUAGCUCCUUUUCAAGACAGCGAGUGCGUGAGCGGCUGCACCUGCCCGGAAGGUUACCUCUUGGAUGAUAUUCGAGAUAAAGGAAAAUGUGUAUUAAAGGAGAAAUGUCCCUGUGAAUCUAAUGGACAAGCGUACCAGGCAGGGGACGUCCGAGAAGGCCCCUGUGGCUCCCAGUGCACCUUCCAAGAAGCUAAGUGGUCCUGCACUGAGGCUUUAUGUCCUGGAAGAUGUAAAGUGGAAGGAAGCUUAUUUACCACUUUUGAUGAUAAUAAAUUCAAUCAUCCUGGAAACUGCCACUUCUUGGCCAUCCAUAAUGAAGAUUUGUCUGUUAGUGUUGACCUUCAUCCGUGUGCAAAUGGUCAGACAGGAUCAUGCUUAAAGAGUGUUAUGCUUCUCCUGAAUUCUUCUACUUCAGGUAACAGAUUUGUCUUCAAUAGUGACGGAACAGUCACAAAGGAUGGAGUUAGAAUUCAAGGUUAUUACUACUCAGAUGAAAUACAGAUCUUCAAUGUAUCUUCUUCAUACCGUCAAGCAGAGGUAUAUCCACAUUUAAAAAUGCAAAUACAAACUGUUCCUGUAAUGCAGCUAUAUGUAUCCAUGCCACCCAAUGAGUUCACAGACACCGUAGGGCUGUGCGGUUCCUAUAACAACAAGGCAGAAGACGAUUUCCUGUCAAGUCAGAAUAUACUGGAGACAACGGCUCAGGCGUUUGCCAGUUCCUGGGAAAUGAUGUCCUGUCCUAAAGGAAGCCCCUCUUCAUGUGUCAGCAUUGAAACAGAAAAGUUUGCUGAAAGCAGCUGUGGGGUUCUUCUUGAUUCAGGAGGGCCUUUUGCUUCCUGCCAUCAGAUUGUGAACCCCAAAUUCUAUCAUGAGGAAUGCAAAAGAUAUACUUGCUCUUGUGAAAACAGCCAAGAUUGCCUGUGUACGGUUCUGGGCAACUAUGUGAAAGCGUGCGCAGAGAAGGAGACCUACCUGGAAGGCUGGAGAGCCGGGCGCUGUGGACUGUCUUGUCCGAGUGGUUUUGUAUUCAGCUACAACAUCAAAGCCUGCAAUAGUUCUUGCCGAUCACUAUCAGAGAGAGAUAGAAGUUGUGAUGUAGAAGAUGUUCCAGUCGAUGGAUGCACUUGCCCUGAUGGGAUGUAUCAGAACAGUGAAGGGAACUGCGUUCACAAAUCCGAAUGUGACUGCUAUGUAAAUUAUGAGGUCAUGCAACCAGGCAAACUCAUCCAGAUCGAGAACAAUAAAUGCCCUAGCUUCCCAGAAAAUUGUUCGGGAGGGGCUGAGUAUGUAGAUUGCAAAGAUCCCAAGGCUCAGAGACGGACUGAUAAAACCUGUGGCACCCGGAAUAUUCCUGCUUUUGAGGGGGACUUGCCUUGCAAACGUGGGUGCUACUGUCCAGCAGGAAUGGUUCGAAAUUCUAAAGGGACGUGCGUCUUUCCUGAUGACUGCCCCUGCUCUUUCGGAGAACGAGAGUAUGAACAAGGAAGUGUCACUUCCGUUGGCUGCAACGAGUGUACUUGCAUAAAGGGAUCUUGGAACUGUACCCAAAAUGCAUGUCAAACGACCUGCCACAUCUACGGGGAAGGGCACAUUAGAACCUUUGAUGGAGAAAGCUACACUUUUGAUGGUCUCUGCCAGUAUACCUUUCUUGAGGUAAUUGUGUGUGUGUGUGUGUGUGUGUGUGGUGGUCUGUGUAUUAUAGUUGGUCUUUUUUAAAACAGCCCCAGCAGGUCUGGACCUCAUUAUGUGGACCAGCCUGGNGAAAGCAAGAGCUGUGAGCUUGACGCCAAUGCAUACUCUAUCCACACUGUCGGCCUCUACUUGAUUGUGAAACUUCUGAAUGGAAUAAUCCUAAUUUGGGACAAAUAUACAAAAGUGUCUGUGAUUCUGGACCCACAGUGGCAGGGCAAAGUGUGUGGUCUCUGUGGAAAUAACAACAGCGAUCUCAAGGAUGAUUUCACAACGAGGUAUUCAUCGGUAGCUGCUAGAGCCCUGGAAUUUGGAAAUAGUUGGAAAACAAGUCAGGAGUGCUCAGAUACUGUAACUCAAAGCUUCCCAUGUGACUCCAACCCGUACUGCAAAGCCUGGGCUGUGAAGAAGUGUGAGAUCAUCACCGACAGCACCUUCCAAGAAUGCCACAGCAAGGUGGACCCCACUGCCUACUACGACGCCUGCAUCGAAGAGGCCUGCUCCUGCGACAUGGAGGGCAAGUACCUGGGCUUCUGCACCGCGGUGGCCACGUACGCAGAAGCGUGCAACGCAGUUGGAGUCUGCGUCUCCUGGAGAAAACCAAACCUCUGCCCUGUGUACUGCGAGUAUUACAAUGCCCCUGGGGGAUGUAGCUGGCACUAUGAGCCUUGUGGUACGGUGACUGCAAAAACAUGCAAAGACCACGUCAUUGGCCAGAAGUUUUCUUCACUUUUAGAAGGUUGUUAUGCCAAGUGCCCAGAAAAUGCGCCCUACCUGGACGAGAACACCAUGAAAUGUGUUCAGCAUUCGGAGUGCAGCUGCUUCUACAACGACGUCAUUCCAGCAGGGGGCGUCGUUGAAGACGACUGUGGUAGAACUUGCUACUGUAUCGCUGGAGAGCUGGAGUGCAGUGGUAAGUCCUCACAUUUCACGCUUGUUGGUCUAAGAAAGGUUAUUGAACGGAUUGACGUUUUGACGCAGUGGCCGUUAGUUCCUGUUGCCUCAGAUCCAAAUCAGAAAUACUUGGGCAGUGAUGGCAAGGCAGCCACACAGUUUGGAGGAGCAUCAAAUCCUGCUGAACCCACAUCUAGUGAGGAAGAAGGCACCACAUCCAGGGAGCUGAGCCCUGGAGCCACAAGCCAAGGAAACACAGAUGUCACUGCUUCCUCGGAAGGUACAGAAGGUCUUUCUGCACACACGUCUUCUGGUGAAGGAGGCAGCACACCCAGGGCACCCAGCACUGCAGCUACAAGCCCAGGAGCCUGGGUGACAACCCCCCGGACGUCAUCUGGGGCAACCUCUGUAGUAGCACUGGGCAGUACCACAUACACACCUGGUGUUGAAGGCAGCAUGCCCAGGGGAAACAACAUUGAAGCUACAAGCUCUGGAAGUCCAGUCUCAACUGGAGAAUCUGAUGGGCUUACUUCAGGAGUGGGCAGAGGAAGCACACCAGGAGCAUCUGGCACUGGGGACACCAGCAGUGGAAACUCACCAGGAACAAGUGUAAGAGCCAGUGCCGUCACCAGGGGAGCUGCAGAUGGAAACUCAUCUGGGAGAACAGAAACACCUGUGGCAUCAUCAGGCGCAACCCCCGGAGAAAGCGUCAUUGGAGGCACCACUUCUGGUAAGAUCCAACGUGCGGGAGGAACUUUAGAGUCUUCUGCGUCCACAUCUCUUGACAAGCAAGGCAGCACACCAAGAGAAACCAGUAGCGGGGCCACAAGCCAAGGUCACUCAGGUACAAGUGCAGAGUCUGUGCAAGUUACCUCAGGAGCAGACAGGGAGGCCACACAAGGAGCCCCAGGCACUGGAUCCACCAGCACUGGAAAUCCAGCAGGAGCAAGUGGAGCGACAGGUGCAGCCACCAAGGGACCUGCUGGGGGACGCACAUCUGGAGGAGCAGCCUCUGGAGCCACAGGUGUCAGCGGCCCUGAACCUGCCAGCAGUGGAGCCCCAGGUACUGACAAGUUCCAGGAGGCAGGUGAUGCCCCGGCAGCAGGCCCGAGUCCCUACUGCAACUGCCAACGACCCACAAACCAGCCUCUAAGCUCACCUGGGACAUCUUCUGGAGCAACCUCUGGGGUGGCAGGCACAGCAGCGACAGGUCGUGGUAAGAUCCAGGGGCUGGGUGAUGCCAGAGCAGCUCCCCUCCAUGCCCUGCUGUUCACUGUGUUCCUGGGAAACAUUAGAGUGUCUGUGGGGUCGACCACUGCCAACCCAGGAGCAUCAGCCAGGCCAGCCACAGCCACUGCUAGUGGCAGACCAGAUGAAAGGUUUGAGCCGAGAGCAGCUGACCUGACGGCCUGUCAGAGUCCCGACGUUCCCCUGCUGUUCUCCCCAACAGGCAGCAGUGCCCUGAGCCUUGGCCAAACAACGGGAGCCUCAAGCAGCGACCUGACCCCGGCCGAAGACAAGUCGGAAAAAGCCCUAGAGUCCAUAGUCAAAACAACAGUAGCAAUGACAGGAAACAAAAACAUAAAUGAUACAGAAUUCAUAGAAGCACUAGGCGGCUCCACUGCACCAAUACGCGCUGGUGAGGAGCAUAGCACGGCCAGAGAAAACAGUCCUGGAAGUCCACGUCAAGGAGACUCAGGUUCGGAUGAAAAGUCUCUGGAAACAACGUCGGGAGCAGGCGGGAGAAGCACGCCUGGAAGAUCUGGAGCCUCGAACGGUGUGUCAGCGUCAGGAACAAGUGGAGCGACAGCUGCAGCCAACACGGGAGUGGCUGGGGGACGCACAUCUGGAGGAGCAGCCUCUGGAGCCACAGGUGUCAGCGGCCCUGAACCUGCCAGCAGCGGAGCCCCAGGUACUGACAAGUUCCAGGAGGCAGGUGAUGCCCCGGCAGCAGGCCCGAGUCCCUACUGCAACUGCCAACGACCCACAAACCAGCCUCUAAGCUCACCUGGGACAUCUUCUGGAGCAACCUCUGGGGUGGCAGGCACAGCAGCGACAGGUCGUGGUAAGAUCCAGGGGCUGGGUGAUGCCACAGCAGCUCCCCUCCAUGCCCUGCUGUUCACUGUGUUCCUGGGAAACAUUAGAGUGUCUGUGGGGUCGACCACUGCCAACCCAGGAGCCUCAGCCAGGCCAGCCACAGCCACUGCUAGUGGCAGACCAGGCAGCACUGCCCCGAGCCUUGGCCAAACAACGGGAGCCUCAAGCAGCGACCUGACCCCGGCCGAAGACAAGUCGGCAGAACAGUUUAAGAAGUUGUACCUCUCAGUGGUAACAAAAAUCAUGCAAACUUUGAGCGUCCCUUUGAUGUUUUCUCAGGCUCUGCAGAAACAUCAGCUCCUGUCACCUCUGUCUCUGGAAGUGCGGGGACCACAGGAAUCUUGA